GGAAGUUUCUGAUCAUUCGACUCUUUUUGGUUUUUCUUUUUGGCUCCGAGACCGAAGCGUGCUCCUUUUAGAAUUCAGAAGAUGUGGUUUACUCACCCGGAUUUUAUGAGAAUGGUUGAAGCUUCUUGGAAUGCUCCAGUCUAUGGUAACCCUGAUACUAUUUUUCCUUCCAAGUUGAAGCGUUUGAAAGAAGCAAUGAAAUUGUGGAAUCAAACGGUUUUUGGUAAUGCGAAUACUCGUUUUAAGCAAGCUCAACUUAAAUUUGAGGUGGCUAGUAGGAAUUCUGAUGAGGACCCUCAUGAUGUUGCGAAAUUGAAUAUUAUGAAAGAUGCCUUGGUGGCUGUUCAAGAUGUGAGAAUGCAGCAGCAUAUUAUGCUCAAACAAAAGUCACGUAAUAAAUGGGUUUUAGAGGGCUCUAGUAAUACUUCUUUCUUCCAUAGUACCAUUAAUAUUCGUAGGGGUUCGAAUACUAUUUCAGAGCUUGUUUCUGAAGAUGGCUUGACUAUCAAUGAUCCAGACCAAAUUCGUGAUCAUGGGGUGUCCUAUUAUGAUCAUGCUUUUAUUUCUGAUGAGGAGAGCCAGAUGUUAGAUGCGAUUCCUUCUUUGGAGGAGGUUAAAACUGCGGUUUUUGAUUUAGGAGCGGAUAGUGCUCCAGGGCCGGAUGGUUUUCAGGGUGCUUUUAUAGACACUGUUGGGACCUUAUUCUUCAGGAUUUAUUCAAGGCUAUUACUUUUUGCUGGACUACUAAAUCAAUUCCUAAUGGGGCUAAUUCUAGUCUCAUGUUUUGCUUGCAAAGGUAAGAGGUGUUGAUAGCUUAAGAAAAUUUAGACCUAUUGGUCUAAGUAAUUUUUUCUUUAAGAUUUUCACAAAAAUCCUGGCAGCAAGACUUGGUAAGGUCUUGGGUAGUUUGGUUUCUGAGGAGAAGGUGGCUUUUAUGAAAGGAAGGAAUAUUCAUGAAAACAUCAGUUUGGCAUCGGAGAUGGUUAAUGAGUUGCAUAUAAAACGCAAGGAUGGUAAUUUGGGUCUUAAGUUUGAUAUUUAUCAAGCAUUUGAUACAGUGAGCUGGUCUUUCGUUUUGGAGGUGUUUAGAAGGUAUGGUUUUUCAGAAGAUUGGUGUUCUUGGAUCCAUAAUAUUCUGAAAUCUGCUCGUAUUUCAAUUAUUCUAAAUGGUAGCCCGGAGGGUUUUUUCAAGAUCACUAGGGGUUUGCGUCAAGAAGAUCCUUUAUCUCCUCUUAUUUUUGUUUUGAUAGAGGAUGUUCUCAGUAGAAACAUCAUCAAACUCUUUCAAACAAAGACAUGACUCAUAUGGUAAGGCGUAAUGGCAUUGCUCCGACUCAUUUAUUCUUUGCUGAUGAUGGUUAAUGAGUUGCAUAUAAAACGCAAGGAUGGUAAUUUGGGUCUUAAGUUUGAUAUUUAUCAAGCAUUUGAUACAGUGAGCUGGUCUUUCGUUUUGGAGGUGUUUAGAAGGUAUGGUUUUUCAGAAGAUUGGUGUUCUUGGAUCCACAAUAUUCUGAAAUCUGCUCGUAUUUCAAUUCUUCUAAAUGGUAGCCCGGAGGGUUUUUUCAAGAUCACUAGGGGUUUGCGUCAAGGAGAUCCUCUAUCUCCUCUUAUUUUUGUUUUGAUAGAGGAUGUUCUAAGUAGAAACAUCAUCAAACUCUUUCAAACAAAGACAUGACUCAUAUGAGUGUGAAAAUUUUGGUAAAGCUUCUUGAAGUUUAUCAAUGUGCUUCUGGUCAGCGAGUUUGUAGAGAGAAGAGCAAGAUUUACUAUGGUGGGGGGUCUUUAAGUAGGCGCCAAGCCGUUACUGAUUUCUUGGGCAUGGGCAUCACUUAUUUUCAGGAUCGAUAUUUGGGGGUUAAGGUAAUGCCAGGGGCGGUGAAGUAUAGGCACAUCAGCAACGUUGUGGACAAUCUUAAGGAGCAACUUUCAGUCAUGAAAGGUAAGAUGCUAUCUUUUCAAGAUAGGGUGGUGCUAAUUAAAUCAGUCUUCUCUAGCUACUCUAUUCACAAUAUGGCGGUGUAUAAGUGGCCACUGAAGUUUAUUCAACAAUGUGAACGUGUGAUUCGCAAUUUUCUUUGGUCGGGAGAUUCGAAUCUUUCAAGAGCUUUUGUGGUGGGUUAUGACAAAAUUUGUAGUCCGGUGAAAGAGGGAGGCAUUGGGUUUGCAGUCUGAAAACUAUGAACCAAGCUUUGCUUAUGAAGCUCUGGUGGAGCAUAAAAUCUUCAGGUAAAAAAUAGGCUUGUUUCUUAGAGUCAAAAUUUACUUGCAGGGAUGGACGUAUCAAGGUUGUUGGGGUUAAAUCGUCGACGCUGCCUGGAAUUCGAUGGGUACAUAAUGAUGUGGUUCGCAAUACUAAAUGCAUAAUUGGAGACGGAAGGAACACUUUUCUGUUCUUUGAUGUUUGGUAUGGAGUUACUACCUUGGCUGAGGUAUUAGGUCGUACUAACCUAGAUAGAGGGGCUCGUGUAAGUGAUAUUAUUCAGCAUGGAGAAUGACUGUUACAAGGGGUUCAUCUGCAAGACUUGACUACAACUGGUGUCGUUUUGGAGGAGCUUCCGAGGAUUCAAGGUGGCCUGGACAGGAAGAUUUGGAUGCCUGACUUAAGGGGAAAAUUCUCAGUCAAAUCGGCUAGGGAAUUGAUUAGGAGCAAAUACCCAAUUAUGGAGGAAGCAAACCUGUUAUGGAGGAGUGUGGUUCACCCAUCGCUUGCAGCUAAAAACUGGAAAUUUGUCCGUGGUGCGUGUGCAACACUAGACAAGGUUCGUAGCAGGUUCAAGAUUUCCUUAGCAUCUAAGUGUUGCGUCUGUCAAAAUGAUGAAGAGUCUCUCGAACAUACUCUGUGGCAUUGUAGAUUUGCGAAACAAGCUUGGAGUUGGAUUUCAGGUAUUUUCAAACUUACACCGCAUUAUAACUUGAUAGCUUCUAACAAGGCAGCGAAAGGAUGUAGUAGAAUGGUUAAAGAUCUGUGGUUAGUAUCCAAUUUGGUGCUGCGUUCAGAAUUGUGGUAUCAACGGAACAAGAUGGUGUAUGAAAAGAAGAAGCCUUGCUGGAACUUUUUCAGAAAACGAGUGUUUAAUCUCAUUCAUGAAUACUCGGCUAGAAUGAAGAGCUGUAUGUUCAACAAUAUGGAAGACCUGGAGAUUCUGAAUUUUUUCAGAGUUAAAUGACGUAGGGUGAAGGUUAUGGAACAUGUUGAGUGUUUCUGGCAUGCGCCAAUGCAAAAUCAGCUCUUACUGUGCUGCGACGGUGCCUCUAGAGGCAAUCCAGGGGUGUCGGGAGCAGGUGUUGUGGCUAGAAAUGCUGAUUGUGAAGUAGUGGGGGCGAUGUGUGUUGGUCUUGGAAUUAUUUCCAAUUACAUGGCUGAAUUGUAUGGAAUUCUUAUUGGGUUGGAAUGGGCAGUUCAAUGGGAUAUGGAAACAUCUUAGUUCGGUCUGAUUCGUUAAGUGUGAUAACAGCCUUGGAGGAGGAUAAUAUCCCUUGGUUUGCUCAACAGAGAUGGUCCGAUGCAAAAGGCAUGUUUGAUUCUAUUAAUUUUGUGCACACGUACCGUGAGGCCAACUUUGCAGCUGAUAAGAUGGCGAAGACUGGAUGUUUAUUGAGCUAUGGUGUGAGGCUAAAUUUUGUUGGCUGUCCUGUUUUAUAAAUUCAAUUGAAUUUCCGAAUGUAUCUUAUUUUUGAUUUAAAUAGUUUUUUGAAUUUUUGGGUUGCUGGGAUC
Messenger RNA from Papaver somniferum (opium poppy), 3715 nucleotides. RefSeq lists its product as uncharacterized. The record is from RefSeq and is a predicted model, not a curated record. Lineage: Eukaryota; Viridiplantae; Streptophyta; Magnoliopsida; Ranunculales; Papaveraceae. The transcript is spliced from 2 exons. The coding region runs from base 82 to 810 and encodes 242 amino acids.